Molecule: messenger RNA, 2839 nt
Organism: Octopus bimaculoides (California two-spot octopus)
Lineage: Eukaryota; Metazoa; Mollusca; Cephalopoda; Octopoda; Octopodidae
Cellular component (GO): nucleus
Molecular function (GO): protein binding; DNA binding
Source: RefSeq, a predicted model, not a curated record
AACAAGAAAUCAAUGUUUGUAUUCUUUUUGCUGGAUUUAUAUAAUCUACUGACGUGUUUUUAACUUUACAUAUCACAUGCCAUUUUGACAACUUUUCAAGCAUGAAUUUCGUUUCUUUACAUCUCUGUUUCAUUAAUGUGUGUGGAAGGUGUAUAUAUAUAUGUGUGUGUGUGUGCAUACACACACCUUCUCGACUUACGACCACAAUAAAUAAAUUUUAAAAAUCGAUUUUCGGACGUUGGGCAGCUGCGUGUACGAUGACUGGCAGCAUCUGGCAACGCAUGCGUCCCUCAGUCCCAGGCACCCACUGCCUGUCACCGUCUCUCACUCAGUCGCUUUCAAGCAUCCGUUGUGUGUGGAUUUGUUACAAUUGUAUCUGAGAUACCUCUAAAAUGAUUGGUAAAAGGAAAAUGCUUUCAUCUAUAGAUGCACCAGCUAAGAAACCAAGGAAGGCUAUUGAUUUAGACUGUAAAAUGAAGAUUAUUCGGCAGUAUGAAGGCGGAAAGAAAGUGAAUACAAUAGCACGUGACUUGAAGUUAUCGCAUUCCACGGUAUCAACAAUACUUAAGGGCAAAGAAAGAAUUCGUGAAGCUGUGAAAAGUUCUGUGCCUAUGAAGUCUACAAUUUUAACCAAACAACGACAGGGACCCAUCCAUGAAAUGGAGAAAUUGUUAUUCAUGUGGAUGAAAGGUUUAAUACAGAAAAAAACACCCAUCAGCCUUCUUACAGUACAAACAAAGGCUAAAAGUUUGUUUCAGACUUUAAAAUCACGCUCCGGAGACGAUUACACACAAGAUUUUCAGGCUAGUAAAGGGUGGUUUAUACGUUUUAAAAAAAGAUUUGCUUUACAUAAUGUAUGUGUUAUAGGAGAAGCAGGAAGUGCAGAUGAAGAAGGAGCCCAGAAAUUCGGUGAUAGUUUUGACGAAUUAAUUGAAGGUUAUCUACCAGAACAUAUAUUCAACGUAGACGAAACAGACUUGCUAUGGAAACGAAGGCCUACUCGAAAAUUUGAAGCUCCCAUUGAAAAAUCAGAACUUAAUUCCAUUCAGUCUUCUCAACAUUCUGUUGAAACAAGAAAAUUACAAAAAGUCACUGUUGAAAAUGAUGCAAAUUUGAAGCAGCAAACCAAAGCAACAACUAGAGCACAGAGAAACCAAUUGAUCUCAGUCAACACAUCUAAUGAAGUGAAUUCAAAAUUAUGCAAAAAUAACAGUGAAAUCUUACUUCAUCCACAAUCAGUUGUACCUCCUGUUCAGGAGAAACGCAUUUUAGUGGUUCCAAAUCAUCAAACAGCAGUGAUGUCCAAUCUAUUUUCCAUGUGGAAAGCAGGGCGUUUGUGUGACUCGUACAUCAGUAAUGGUACUACAACUAUAAUGGUCCAUAAAAUGGUUUUAGGAGCUGUGUGUCCAAAAUUGCUGCCAAUUCUCCAUCAUUCAUCAAAAGGUUCAUUUCCUAAAGUGACAUUUCCAAGUUCAGUCAGUAAAGAGGGACUUUUAGCAUUUGCAGAAUACAUGUACAAUGGUGUGGUAGAUCUGAAUGAAGAAAUUCUAGUCCAACUAAAGACUAUUGGUGAAAGAUUAAGUAUGAAAGAUUUUGAACAACUUUGCUGUAAUGAAUUGAACAAAGCUAAGACAAAAGAUAUUUUAUCAGCUGUGGUGGAACCUUUGUUGGCAGAACCUUGUUCUUUGUCAGGAUUAUUUCCUUCCAGAACACAGGGAGACAUUAACAAAAUACAAAAUUCUAUGUUAAUUAACUUGUUUAGAAAUAAUUACAGCAAUAGUAAUAACAUGCAGCCUGGUGUUCUUGUUAGUACUGGAUCUAGUACAUCUAAUGUAAGGUCUGAAGAAAUUAUGACUACAAAUCAGAUCAUUGACAUCCAGAGUGAAGUAGAACCAGAGAUAGAGUCUGCAACAAACCACAACUCUCUACAGUUAAAAAUAGAACCUUAUAGUCCUGAUGAAAACCAACAUAGUUUUCAAGAAGAAUUAUACAUGGAUAUUGGUAACACUAGUUCCAAUAAUAACCAUCAUCUACCACCUGCUACCAGUGCCACUUCUGGAAAUAUCAAUACAGACAAUGACUUAACAGUUACUUAUUCAGACAACCAGUAUAAAAAUGAUCUGAAUAUGGUUUCCAGUGAUAACAUCAAUAUAUCUGAUGCCCCUCAAUCUGAAGAGACUUGUUUAUCACAGCAUACAGAAAAUUGUGAUGAAGAUACUGAUAAUCAGAAAGAACUACAGUUAAUUUCAAUAACAUCUGUGGCAGGCAAUAUAAAUGAAGACAAUCUCAGCAAUAAUUCUGAUUUGGUAGAGACCUCCAGUACAAUGCCUACAAAUACAAAACAACUGCAAACAUCAAAUUCUAAACCAUACCCUAUUAGUUUAUUUUCUGUGAAUAACGGUGACUAUACAGCUGUAUAAUGUGCAGAUGUUCAAUUAAAUUUCCCAGCAUGUAAUAUUUUUUAACUACAAAUUUCAUGUUUCCUUUCAUUGUUUAAAACCAAAAUUCUUUUCUAGUAAGUUUUCUACCAAAUCAUCUCUUUCAUAUGAGCUUCUUCAUUGCCUCUACUAUCAAUAAUCUUCUUAAAUAAAAUGUCUGCUAUGCCUUACUGAACCACAUUUUUUUAAAGAAAAAAACAAGAGAGAACAUAUUUUCUUUUAUACACUUGGUUUGUGCAACAUUUUCUGGUUAUUUUUUGUUUUGUGGGGGGGGGGGUUGUAACAAAGAGACAUUUGAUUUUUAACAAUCAUAAUUAUUGCGUAAUUGUCAAUGGAUUUGUUAUUUUUUGAAGACAAACAUUCUAAAUUUUUAUUAAUAAACUUUUAGAAGAAAUUUUUAA